Messenger RNA from Xiphophorus maculatus (southern platyfish), 1758 nucleotides. It is a transcript of the gene bcap29, whose product is annotated as B cell receptor associated protein 29. The transcript has 8 exons. Lineage: Eukaryota; Metazoa; Chordata; Actinopteri; Cyprinodontiformes; Poeciliidae. The record is from RefSeq and is a predicted model, not a curated record. Gene Ontology annotation, cellular component: endoplasmic reticulum membrane; endoplasmic reticulum. Gene Ontology annotation, biological process: intracellular protein transport; endoplasmic reticulum to Golgi vesicle-mediated transport. Bases 95 to 811 code for a protein of 238 amino acids.
AUUGAAACAGGAAGAGGUAAAACAGGAAGACAAACUUUACUCUAUGAAGAAACUCCCCCUCAGUUGGCAUUUUGACGAUUUACUGAAUUAAAAGAUGACUUUACAGUGGACUGCUGUGGCUCUCUUUCUCUAUGCAGAGAUUGCCGUCAUUCUCAUCCUCUGCAUACCUUUCAUUUCAGCCAGAAGAUGGCAGAUUAUUUUCCAGCUGAGAAUUUGGAGCUGGAUGGCCAGGUUCUGGAACAAAGUUUUCCUCACCAUGAUCAUAGUCCUUAUUGUUCUCUUUCUUGAUGCCGUACGAGAGGUCAGAAAAUACUCAAGUAAAGAAAUUGGCACAGACGCUAAAGUGCAACCAAACAUGUUUGACCACCUUCACAUGAAGCUUUUCCGGGCUCAAAGGAACCUCUACAUCUCUGGUUUCGCUGUCUUCCUCUGGCUGGUUAUGAAGCGAGUGAUCACUUUAAUUAAUCAGCUGGCGGACGUGUCGGGGACCACAGCUGCUCUGCAAAUGCAGGCUGAUGAUGCUAAUACAGCAGUGGAGAAGUACACAAAGGACAAUGAGCAGCUGAAAAGGACCCUGAUGGAAGGAGUUGGUGAUAAGGCAACAGCAGAGGGCAUGGAGCUGUUGAGGGCGGAAGUGGGCAAACUGAAAGAUGAUCUGAAGUCCUCUGAUGACGCCUUGAAAAAGUCUCGGGCAGAGGCAGAUGGGACUAAGAAGCAGAUGGAGGGACUUGCCCGGGAGUAUGAGAGACUGCUGAAGGAACAUCAGGAGCUUCAGAAUCGUCAUGAUGAUGGGAACAAAAAAGACGACUAGCGGUGAUGCUUAAACUUUCCCAAAUCAGCAAGAAAGCCACUGCAAAAUGUCACAUCCAUUUGAUAAAGCAGAAGAGCAGACUUUGGACUGAUAGUUGUGAUGGUUUAAAAUUUGGUGAAUAUUUUUUUGUAGUUAAAUGAUGGUCACUUUGUAUUUCCACUCGCUGUAGCGUAACUGAAGGGAUUUCUGAAAUCAAUCAGCAAACACUUUAUGCAGGAUAAGGUGAUUAUUUGAUCACAGAGCAUGUCACAAGUUAAAUUAAAAUCAAAAUAGAUCUUGUGCAAGCUGUUGAUUCUAGUCCUUUAAACAAAUUAGAAUGAUGACUGUGCUGAAAGCUAAAGACAUCCAAUGCUGCAUUCAAAGGUUAUAAGAAAAUGCUUUUGUUUCAAACACGUUUUUAUAUUGCGAUUGUAUAAUGCAGCUACCUCUUCUGCACCUCCAUGUUAACGUAAAGCAUGCACAUGCGUCUUCGUAGGUAAAGCUUAAAUGUAGGCUUUGGCUUAAAUGAAUCAUCUUUACAUUUCCAAUGUUCUCUCUCAUACAGCCAUAAUUCUGCCAUGUAGUAGAAUGUAAAAAAACACCAUCCUUCUUAGCUUUCACCUAUUAUUGAUAAAUAAAGAGUAUGAAUGGAUAUAAUUAAAAUGUCAAAAUAGAUUUGUGUUUUUAAAUGUGUUGCUUACCCUAAUGGGUUCCUAGACUUCUAUAGUUGUUGCACUGCAUUUCACACUUAUGGUUUACAAAACAGGAAUGUUUGAUUAUUUUAUUAAGCAUCUUUCUGUUAUUUUGGUUAACAUAUGUCACUGUGAUUCCUCGUUCUCCAUGCUAAAGAAGUUGAAGUAGUGAUUCACAGCAUGGCUUGCAUGACCUAUCCACGUUGUUUUCUUUUGAACAAAGACAACAGUUGAAGUGCCUUUUUAGCUGUGCUUUAAUAAAAAUAAAAAAAAAGG